Candida albicans SC5314 is the source of this 3432-nucleotide messenger RNA. RefSeq lists its product as uncharacterized. Bases 1 to 3432 code for a protein of 1143 amino acids. The record is from RefSeq and is a predicted model, not a curated record. The transcript has a single exon. Gene Ontology annotation, molecular function: metal ion binding. NCBI's taxonomy places the organism in Eukaryota, Fungi, Ascomycota, Pichiomycetes, Serinales, Debaryomycetaceae.
AUGCAUAGAGAAUUUCCGCCCCAAAAUUUCAUUUGCAUUCUUACAAUUUGGUUGCUUCUUUAUUCUUGUUUUUUUUUUCUUUGGCUGGGAAAAUUUUUUUUUACAACCCUAAAUAAAAGAUUUCUUAUAUUAAUAACCACUAUCCACCACCAUUGCCAGUCGCCCAUAAUUUCAUUAUUCAAUCGCUUAAUAGGAAAGAAAUUGUUGGAUGGAGUUACUCAUAUUACAAUGACGAAAUUUAAUUCACCAUUUAUUAAACAAACUUCAUUUGAAGUUGAUUAUGCUCCCACUCAUAUCACCAAAUGGAAAUCUCAAAGAACUGGAUUACAAUUAACUUAUAUUAAUCAACCAUCUCCCAUAGUUAAUGGAUAUUUUGCUGUUGCUACAGAAAUUUUUGAUAGUUCUGGUGCACCACAUACUUUGGAACAUUUAAUAUUCAUGGGAUCAAAAAAGUUUCCUUAUAAAGGAUUAUUGGAUAAUUUAGGUAAUAGAUUAUAUUCAUCAACAAAUGCUUGGACAGCAGUAGAUCAAACCGUGUAUACUUUGAGAACUGCUGGUUGGGAAGGUUUCAAAACAUUAUUACCGAUAUAUCUUGAUCAUUUAAUUAAUCCAACAUUAACGGAUGAAGCAUGUUUAACUGAAGUUUAUCAUAUUGAUGGUAAAGGAGAAGAAAAAGGAGUUGUAUUUAGUGAAAUGCAAGGGAUGGAAAAUCAAUCAUGGUUUAUUCUAUACAAAAAGAUGCAAGAAACUUUAUAUGAUAAGAAUUCAGGGUAUUCUUCAGAAACUGGUGGGUUAAUGUCAGAAUUACGUCAUUUAACUAGUGACAAAAUCCGUGAAUUUCAUAAAUCAAUGUAUAGACCAGAGAACUUGUGUGUUAUAAUUACUGGAUCAAUUGAUCAAGAUGAAUUAUUAGAGAUUAUGACCGAAUUUGACAAUGAAUUGCCUUCAUCAACCAAUAUGGGGACUUUUAAACGACCAUUUGUUGAUUCUAAACAUGAUGAGCCACUCGAGGAAGUAAUUGUUAAAGAAGUUGAAUUUCCGGAAAAUGAUGAAACCAUUGGUGAACUAUCAAUUUCUUGGAUUGGACCAGUGUGUAAUGAUACAUUAACUAAUCUUGCCGUUGAUAUGGUGGGUGCAUAUUUCUCUGAUAGUCCUAUUUCAAUUUUCAAUAAAAAUUUGAUUGAAAUUGAACAUCCAUUAGCCACUGAAGUCUACUACGAUACUGAUGACUUUUACCGUACCGCAUUAAAUUUCAAUUUUGGCGGUGUCCCCACGGAAAAUUUACAAGAAUUAGAUACUAAAAUUAAACAAUUACUUAAAGAGCAAACCACCCCUAAUAAAAUUGAAUUAGAAUAUAUGAAACAAAUAAUAGAACAACAGAAAUUGAAAUUUAUUGCUAAUGUUGAAAAUUCUGCUUCACUUUUUUCUGAAAUGGCCACAUUAGAAUUUAUUUAUGGUGCCACUGAUGGAUCAGAUUUAUCUAAAUGGACUAAAGAUUUAAAAGAAUUUGAAAUUUUAAUGGAUUGGACACUGGAACAAUGGAGCCAAUUAAUUGAUACUUUUUUCGUUCAAAAUAAAUCAGCAACAAUUUUGGGUAAACCAUCAUCAAAAUUGAAUGAAUCAAUGAAAUUACAAAAUAAACAAAUUUUAGAAGAUAUUAAAACCAAGUAUGGUGAAGCAAAAUUGGCAGAUUUACAAUUGAAAUUAGAAGCUGCCCAAAAAAUCAACGAUAAACCAAUCCCUGAUGAAUUAAUAACACAAUUCCCUGCUCCAGACCCACUGAAAAUUUCGUUUAUUCAUACAAAGUCAUACAAGGCAGGGAACAUUAAAAACGGAAUAGUUGAUAAUUCAACUAAUCAGUAUAUUGAUAAUGAUGAUAUUAGUAAAUUAUUACAAAAAGAUACACCAACAACUGAUUUCCCAUUGUUUAUUCAUUUUGAACAUUUCAAAUCACAAUUUGUUACUAUUCAAUUAGUAAUGUCAUCGAAAACAAUCGAUGGCAAUCUUUUAAGUUAUAUGUCAGUAAUGGAAGAAAUUUUUUCCUUGUCAAUAGAAAUACCUAAAGAAGAUGGUAGUGUUGAAUAUAUUCCUUAUGAGAAAGUUAUUGCUGAUAUUAAUAGAGAUUUAAUUGAACAUCAAUUGGAUAAUGGAUUUGAUGAUCAAUUUUUAGAGUUAAUAACUGUUAAAAUUAAAUUCGAAAUUAAAAAUUAUCAAAAAGCCAUUAAUUGGUUAUAUAAUAUAACUAAUCAUGUUAAAUUCGAGAUGAAUCGUAUUAGAAUAAUUAUUGAAAAAAUAAUCAAUUCAUUACCUGAAAAGAAACGUAAUGAUGAAUUAAUGAUGCAUUCAUCACAAUGUCGUCAUUUAUUUAAUGAAAACUCAUUGAGAAAAGCUCAAGAUUCGAUAUACACUGAGUCAUUUUAUAAGAAUUUAUUAGAAAAAAUUGACAAUCAAGAUAAUGGAUUUGAAGAAAUUGAAAAAGAUUUAAAUAAAUUUAAGCAACAAUUAUUUCAAUUGGAUAAUAUUAAAGUGAUAAUUUUAGGUGAUGUUACUAAAUUAAAAAAUCCAGUGAGUAGUUGGAAUCGAUUUAUAAACCCUCCACCACCACGACCUACCACUACUAAAACUUCUUCCAAAAUUAUCCCAUUCAAAGAUUUACCCAAAUCUUAUCAAUAUCGAUCAUCAUUAGGUGAAUCCUGUCAUGGAGAAGCAUUUGUUGUUAAUAUCCCUAGUGCUGAUUCUACUCAUUUAACAAGUAUAACCAAAAUUCCUCAUGGUAAUUAUCUUGAUGAAGAUAUUUUCCGAAUUGCUCUUGCCACAGAACUUUUAACUGUUAUGGAAGGACCAUUUUGGAAAGCAAUUAGAGGUGCCGGGUUAGCUUAUGGAGUUCAUAUGAACCGUAAUAUUGAAACUGGAUAUUUAAGUUUUGUUAUUUAUCGAGGUUCAGAUUGUAUUCAAUCUUGGUGUAAAGCUAAAACCAUAAUUGAACAAUAUAUCAAUGGUGAAUUAUUGGUUGAUGAAUUAAGUAUAAGCAAUGCUAUUAAUUCCUUAAUUAAUGAAUUGAUUAAUAAUCAUAAUAAUAAUCAAUAUAAUACUGCCGUUGCUAAAAUUAGUGAUAAUAUUUUUAAGAAUCGUGGACCAAAUUAUAUUGAAUUUUUCAUUAAAAAAUUACAUAAAUUUAAAAAUAAUGGUAAUUAUCAAGAUGAAAUUAUAUAUAUAUUGAAAAAAUAUUUUAUUAAAUUAUUUGAUGCUAAUCAUUCAACAAUUUUUACAAGUUUACCAACAGAUAAAAUUGAAACUGUGGCAGGGUUUUUUAAUAAACAAGGGUAUAAUAUAAAUGUCGAAGAUAUUGGAUCAGAAGAAUAUUCUGAGGAAGAAGAAGAGGAAGGGGAAGAGUAUAGUGGUUCUGAGGGGGAAGGAAAUGAAUCAGAUUAG